CCUUCUAAAUUUGUAAUCGCUGAGCCCUGAACAUUUUUCUUCAUUUUCCAUAUUCGUCUUCCUUUUAUGUUCGUUUGCCCGACCCUGGAAAUUUUGGCUUUCAAGUGAAGCGCAGACCAAUCCCAGCAUUUUCAGCCUCUGGUACCGUUGGUUGCAGAACCCAUCAAGGGCUUAUCUCCAUUGUGAGAAUAUGGCUUUUAAUUCAGUUCCACCUGGUUUUGCGUCUCGUACAUCCUUCGUGCUGAAGAGGAUGGAAAAAGUUGAAGAAACUAAUGGUGUCAAUGUUUCUAAACAAGACCCAAUCCAGAUGGACUCCACAUCUGACCUGACUGACAUGGAUAAACUGAAAAGAUCUCUUCAACAUAGGCCAUGGAUACUUUUCGACCAAAGUGAUUACAACUCAGAGGAACCUGAAUCUGAACAGUUUGAUAUGGAUCCCCCUGCAAAAACUUGCCUCCCUAAAGGUGUUACUCAUGGAUGUCCAGAUUGCAGUGAUUGUCUGAAGGUAACAGGAAGGUGGCGUCCUGAAGAUGCAAGAAUAGAUGUCCUUGAAGAAGCACCUGUUUUCCACCCAACAGAAGAGGAAUUUAAAGACGUGCUUAAAUAUAUUGCAACUAUACGUGCAAGAGCAGAGCAAUAUGGUAUUUGUCGUAUUGUUCCUCCUCCUUCCUGGAAACCUUCAUUUCUUACUAAGGAAUACACCAUAUGGAAAAGAUCUACAUUUUCUACCCAUAUUCAGCGGAUUGAUGGGCUACGAAAUCAGAGUUCACCGAGUAAUAUGGUUGGCUUUUAUGAAAGCACAAAAAAGAAGAGGAGAAGAAUCUUGGGAGUGGGUUUGGACAGUGGAUCUACCUCAAGUCCAGGUGAAACAGGACAUUCAUAUGUCAAAGGCUUUGAACCAGAACCUGGUCGAGAAUUCACUCUUGAGAAUUUUAAGAGAUAUGCAGCUGAUUUCAAGAGUCAAUAUUUCCGUAUAAGUGAAGUCAGAGGCAGACAAGAGAAGUGGGUUCCAUCACUGGAGAAUAUUGAAGCUGAAUAUAAACGUAUUACUGAGAACCCAACUGAAGAGAUUGAGGUGCUUUGUGGUGAUAAUUUGGAAACUAAAGCUCUUGGCAGUGGAUUUCCAACAGUAUCCAAAGAUUCCAAUCCUUUGGCAACGUCAGAUCACCCUGAAUUUUUAGCAUCAGGCUGGAACUUAAAUAAUCUACCCAGACUGCCUGGUUCUCUUCUUUCUUUUGAAAGCCAUGACACUUGUCAUAUUUUGGUACCUCAGGCUCGUGUGGGAAUGUGCUUUUCAUCUUUUCAUUGGAAAGUUGAAGAGCACCAUUUAUACUCAUUGUCUUACACACAUCUCGGUGCUCCGAAAUUAUGGUAUGGUGUCCCUGGGAAAUAUAGUGUUAAUUUUGAGGCAGCCAUGAGGAGCUCCUUUUCAGAAUCAUCAUCAGAACAGCCUGAAUUGCGAAAUAGGCUGGUUAAACAAUUACCGCCCUCCACACUGAAAUCACAGGGCAUACCAGUCUUUCGUUGCAUUCAGUCUCCUGGGGAGUUUGUUCUUGUCCUUCCAGGGGCUUAUCAUUCGGGAUUUGAUUGUGGCUUUAAUUUUUCUGAGACAGCAUGUGUUGCUCCCCUAGACUGGUUGCCUCAUGGACAGGAGGCUGUUGAACUUUACUGUGAACAGGGGAGGAAAACAUCUAUAUCCCAUGAUAAGCUGCUGCUUGGAGCAGCUAGGGAAGCUGUGAGGGCACAGUGGGAUUCACUGUUUAGGAAGAACACCUCAGAUCAUUUCCUCUGGAAAGAUGCCUUUGGAAAGGAUGGGAUCUUAACACAUGUAUUCAAGUCACGUCUCAGUUCUGAAGCCAUUUGCCGGAAAUAUCUUUGCAAGUCUAAACAGUCACGGAGGAUGAAAUCAAAUUUUGAUGCUACAAGCAAAAAGGAGUGCAGCAUUUGUCUCCGUGAUCUGCAUUUUUCUGCGGCAGCUUGUCCUUGUUCUGCAGACAGAUAUUCAUGUCUGUUACACGCAAAGCAACUGUGUUCUUGUGCUUGGAGUGACAAGGUUUUCCUCUACCGUCACCAGAUCGAUCAUUUAUAUCUACUUCUUGAAGCUUUGGAAGGAAAGUUAGAUGCAGUCUUCAAAUGGGGCAAAGAUGAUCUUGGAUUGGCUCUGCACGUGCAUCAUCCAAAGGAUAUUGGGCAUGUAGAUGGUCCAACCACUAAUGCUGAGAAAACUAAACAGAAAGAGUCCAUCAUGUCUCAAGAUGCAUUCAGGGCAGAAUUGAAGGCACGUAUGCUGCAAUCAACAAUUUUGAAUGAACAGAAAGCAAAGGAGAUCAUCACAAGCACAACAGGAAAUAAUGCUCCUCCUCUACUGACAGAGGCGAUGAAGGGGACGAACAAUACUCCGUUUCCACCGAUAGAGGCAAUAGAGGAGACAUCCGAUGUUUCAUCUGUAAGUACAAGUGAAACAAGUUCCUCAGACUCUCAGGAUUUAAUCCCAGAUCUUGACUUUCUUUUCCGUGGAAAAGAACAAGCAGCCUGUCCUCUCGAGAAAGGCAGUGUUCCUGGGAAGCUAUCGAAAGGUGGUCAUCCAGCCGACAAUGGGGCAUCUUCGAACCUUUUGGUUUCAGAGAAUCAAACUUCAAGAAAAGCAGGCUCUCAGAGUGGAAUUGUUCUUCUUAGUGAUGACAGUGAUGGUUAGUUGUUAUGUGAACCCAAUAUAACGUUGAUGGUGAAACAUGAGAUUUAGAAAUAUUCAAAUUCUCCAUGA
Molecule: messenger RNA, 2764 nt
Organism: Prunus dulcis (almond)
Lineage: Eukaryota; Viridiplantae; Streptophyta; Magnoliopsida; Rosales; Rosaceae
Product: putative lysine-specific demethylase JMJ16
Exons: 9
Coding region: 191-2695 (834 amino acids)
Biological process (GO): chromatin remodeling
Cellular component (GO): nucleus
Molecular function (GO): histone H3K4me/H3K4me2/H3K4me3 demethylase activity
Source: RefSeq, a predicted model, not a curated record